AUGAAUGACCAGCGCGCUAUACUUCCUCAUGAAGGACUCCGGCAACGACGUGACCAGCGUACCAGGGAUGUUUCCCAGGGUGCAAACGAAAGUGAAACCACCGAUGUCAAAUUGUUUCUCAUCGUUUGCUUUCCACAUCAUUCUAGACGCAAGAUGUGGCAAACGAAGAUUACUGAGGUCAAUGACCAUGGGUUGAUGAGGAGAGUCAAAAAGACCUACCAUCACCUCAGACCGUUUUGGAGAAGGCUUGGGGAGCUUCGUGGGUUUAGCAGCAUUCGCUUGGCACGGUUCGAACUUAGCCACACAAAAGAUGGUCCGCUGGUGAAUGAUAUUGAAUGGAAAUGGCCAAAGACCGAGGAUACAGACUGGGAAUCUAUUCGUGAUGAUUCCGAGGGGACACCUGUGGAUGGUAUCUCAAAGCUUAUGGUCCAUUUAUGGUUAUCGCAGGGAAAGCCUCAUGAUUACAGCCAUAGUAACAAGAAUUCCGAAAUUACUUGUGCUUCAAACUCUACGGGCAAGAAACGCAGGAUACCUCGAAUCGAAAUCUGCGGGCCAUGGACAUCACAGACUUUACCAGUCGAGGAACGCCACGGGUCCAUUGAUGAUUCACACUGGAUCAACCGUAUACGAUCAGUGAGAAUUUACUUUCCCACCGAUAGCGAAGCUAGGCGGGAUAUUCCCGAGGUAGAUGAAGAGAUAGAAGAAUGGCUCCAGACCGCGAGCGUUGAUGUUGAUCUCGGUGAAGUAGAUCCUCACUAUAUUUUUCAACGCACUCCAAAGAAGCGUCGGCAGCCAUUGGGAAUUGACCCCAAUGGUCGGAAUGCUCCAAUAGGAUGGGCUUCAUGUUCGUUCCUCUAA
Molecule: messenger RNA, 858 nt
Organism: Penicillium cosmopolitanum
Lineage: Eukaryota; Fungi; Ascomycota; Eurotiomycetes; Eurotiales; Aspergillaceae
Exons: 4
Coding region: 1-858 (285 amino acids)
Source: RefSeq, a predicted model, not a curated record